Molecule: messenger RNA, 1694 nt
Organism: Pectinophora gossypiella (pink bollworm)
Lineage: Eukaryota; Metazoa; Arthropoda; Insecta; Lepidoptera; Gelechiidae
Exons: 5
Coding region: 189-674 (161 amino acids)
Source: RefSeq, a predicted model, not a curated record
GAGUCGUAUUGUCUGAUGUGUUCGUGUUUUCCAGAUCUUGUUCAGUUCAGCCAGUGUAGUGCAUUGUUUUGUUUAUUUUUGUGACGAUUCGUGAUACGAACGACGUGUUUCUGGUUGCUGAGAACCGGUGGUGUCACACACAUAUUACACCAAGUACUUAUAGGAGAUAGGACGAACAAAAUACAAAAAUGGCGUGUUGUAUUAAAGCUGAAACAGGAACGCUGAUCUUUGCGAUAAUUAAUCUGAGCGUUAUGAUUCUUUCAAGCGUCGCCAGUAUUGGCAUGCUAAUAUACGGGAUGGUGGUGUUCUUCUGGAUAAACGCGUCAAGUAGCAGAAUAGACUACGUCACCUUGAUGAUCGGCGCCAUAUUGGGAUGGCUGGCGUUCUCUUUACUGAAUCUGGUCUUCGCGUCGUUCCUGCUAAACGGAAGCUUGAAGAAAAAGCCCGAACACAUCAUGGCAUACUUUAUCUACGGAGUGAUUAUAUUAUUGCUAACUUUACCAAUAAUCUUUUGCGUCUGCGUCUUCAGUGAAAUGGGCGCAGCCGUUAAUUCUGCUGUCAUCUUGACUUACGUGAUGUACUGCCUGAUCCUGUUCAUGCUGCGUCGUACUAUCAAAUCAAUGGAGACGCUCAGAGAACAAUACAGUCAUAAGCAACUAGUUGAAAAAUGCUAAGUAACCAUAAGCCAUAAUUGCACGGGCACUUUCUACUGUUGCACUUGGCUUUGCUUUUAUAGAAUGUAAAAGGAUAUCACACACACACGGCUACGUCACAUACGACGAUUUUUACUUUUAAAAUUGUGUGUGUAGCGUAUCCAAACGCAGUGUGCCACAGUAGGUGACCAGCCGUGCCGAUUGGAGUGGACAACAUACAUACAUAAAUAUUCUUUACAUAUAGGGCUACUAUAGUGGUACGUAUAUACGCACCACUGCUGGAAAUGCUGCAAGCUGCACAAGCCUACGAUAUUUUGUAAUUUUCCUUUUCGGCACAUAAGAAAUUGACAGGUAUAACUUAAAAUAAAAUUAGGUGUCUGCAGGAAUCAAGGUUAAUUAAAUAGGUACUUUAUUUUAGUUACACAGCUGUCAUGAGCUGUCUUUCAAGAAAAAUAGGCUAAUAGGCUUCCUGGGCUGAUGAGGUUGGUUACCCACCUCUGCUAGAAUCAUCACCAUUGUCUAAGUAAUGUGAAGCUGCCUACUAUUACUGGGAAAUAGUUUAUGCUCUCAUCUGCCGAGAUACCAGACAAUAGUUUUUACUUUUGCGACCGACAGAUGAUUAGAUAUUAAUGACUGUAUUUAGGCCUUAAGAAUAUACGUAUCCCAUAACGCUAAGUAUGUGUGUAAUCUCUGUGUAAUAGGCUGUUAAAAAAACUAUGUCACGACUAAAGAAAAAAAGAGUAUAAAGUCGUAAUUCUUUAAAAAUCUCAUUACUUUUUAAUAUUUGAUCUCUUUUUCUGGGGGCUUUUAAUGUAAUAUUCAAUAUAUGUACAUAUAUAAUUCUUAUAAAAAAAACGUUGGAUGUUGAAUUUGAAAAACAGUCAAUAAAAUUAUUUCUAAAAAACUUGUUUUGUGUUUAACGUACUCUUAGACUUAAGUGUACUUACUUAUAUUUCAGAAAACCAUUACUAUAUUAAAGUUUCAAAAAAUGUAUUUUUGUAAAGCUUUUAAAUGUAACAAUAAAUGAAUAUUGAAACCGAA